Molecule: messenger RNA, 3977 nt
Organism: Porites evermanni
Lineage: Eukaryota; Metazoa; Cnidaria; Anthozoa; Scleractinia; Poritidae
Source: the annotation of a GenBank genome assembly
CAUUUAUCUUUUGUUUUAGAAGAACUGUGGCUUCAACAAGCAGUGGUAAUAUCACGCCAUGGAAGCCGCACUCUUCUUACCAAAGAUCACAAGACAUUUGAGGAAGCAAGUGACAGCCAGUUGACUGUGAGAGGAAUGGAUCAAAUGUUUAGAGCCGGAGAGUUUGUUCAUAGUCAUUUCCAUGAAAUGAACUUCAACUUCUCUGAUUUGUAUAGUAAAUCUCCACAAGAAAUUUAUGUACGGUCUAGUGACUAUUCCAGAACUCUCAACAGGUGAGAACUACAUUUAUACCUUAGUUUUCUUUCCCCCUGUUGUUUUUUUUUUUGUCGUCAUGCAGUUCAUGCUGCUCUGCAUCACACCACAAAAAUAUGGAUGCAUAGGAGACUAGAAUUACCUGGGUCUCUGUGAUGCCUUGUGUUUUCUCAAUAGCAGUUAAAGUUGUGUUCGACAGUGGUUGUAUAGCAAGUCAACGUGGAUGUCAUUUCUUUGUCUUGACUUUUUUUUAAGUGCACUGAGUUUUCUUCUUGGAUUAUACCCACCAAGGAACCAAACGCUUAAUGUUUCUUAUGUGGACCAAGUUUUCCGUGCUCCAUAUGACAUUCAACAGGUCAGUGUUACUGUCAUAGUUUCUUCUUUUGACUUUUAUCUAGGGGUAUGCUAAGGUUAAGAAUUCCUUGGUGGCCAGAGACAAACCAGUUGGCUAUUUACAAGUGUCACCGAGAAGUUCAACCCGGAACUUAACUGAAAACAAAUUGAGCUAGCAGUUGGGGUGGGGAUCUAACUAAGGGCCUCCAGAUUACAAACAUUCCAGCACUCUAACUCAAGUGCUUGGUUAAGAAGAAAGGGAAAAGACAGUCAUGCUGGCCCAUGACUGAAGACUGCCAUGAAUCAACUCUAGGAGAUGCUGGCUACCAGUGUUAGCCCAUUUUUAAGCUUGCUGUUCCCUCAUGCACUUCAAACCUGCAGUUAGCUUAUUGAGCUAACUGGGUGGUGCUUUUUGUUCUGGUGGUACAUGUAGUUGCUUCUUCAGACUUGCUUUUAAAUAAUAAUGCAGGAAACCCUCUAUAACCUCUACAGAAUGAACAUAUCUCGUUAUUCUGACGGUUGUUUUGGUCCCAAAGAAACCAAAAUUCAGUGCCUCAGUUAAAAUUAAUGCAACUAUCCCUGUUAUGUGGGCACUUGGCUUUGCUCUCUUUGGUGUCCACAUCAGUGAAGUCUGACUGUAUUUACAUUUAUUGGCAGGUUCCAAUUCACACUGUUGCUGUCGAGAAUGAUCAGCUCCUAAGAGGGUGGCUUUCCUGUCCUGAGCUGACGAAAAAAGUCACUGCUUUCUAUGAGAGUAAAACAUUUCAAGAGAGAGAGGCAGAAAGUGCCAGUCUUAGACAAACACUGGCAAAUGUAUUGGGGAUUGAGAAAAUUGAACUUAAAGACUUCUAUAAUGUGUAAGUAAGAGCACUAUAUUUCUGAUCGGUCAAAAACCACAAAAACAUGUUAUUUUAUACUGUAAAGCAAACCAGAAGUAUGAGUUGUAAGUGUAAAGAAAAGACGUCCCUUGACAUUUUACUCUUUUUAGGUAUGACUACAUUAAUCUUCAUCGCAUGUACAACCACACUUUUAGUCUUAACAUCACUGAAAAGGAGUGGUAUAAGAUUGAAUCGUUGGCAGAUUGGGUGGAAUAUAACAAAUACAGCAAAGGACUUAUCGGUGAUAUCGGCGGAGGACUUUUGGCCAAUGAGAUUGCCAUGAGCUUCAAAAAUGUUACAGAAAAGCAAAGUAAACUGAAGGUUUGUUUGUUUGUUUUUCAAGACAUCCUUUACCCAUCUAAGUCUUAACUACUUUUUAUAAGACCCACUUCAUACCUUUAAUUUUAAGGGUGCUCUUCUUAUUUCUUCCGAGAAACCACUGUUGAUCGAUCGUGUCGACGGCUUUCUCGUAACAAGGGAUGGUUCGAGGACGGAUACCGGCACAAACACCGAUUAGAGGUUCAAGAAAACGUUCCGUGUAUCAGAAGCCACCUUUACCUUUAUCCUUGGUGGUAUUCAAUACGAUUUACAACGUGAUACCGUCAUGAUCAUCAUCAUCAUCAUCAUCAUCGUCAUCAUCUUCGUCGUCGUCAUCAUCAUCAUCAUUGUCGUCAUUAUCAUCGACAAAAAUCACACAUUUCAGUGUUCAUUAAUCAAGAAUAAGAACUAACUUAUUUAACAAUGAAGUGCAUUUAUUUAUUUUCUUAUUAAUUCUUUUCAGUUGCGGUAUUACUCAGCUCACUAUCCUACCAUGUUAUCAUUGUUUACUUCACUUGGGUUAAUCAAAGAUUCUCAGAGUCCUUUGAGUAAAAUCCCGAAUUAUGCGUCUCUUGUGUUCACUGAACUACUGAGGGAUUCUAAAAACAAAUACUUCGUUCGAUUUUCUUUCAAGAAUAGUUCAUUGGAGGUAAGUUUUUUUCCCUAUACGUUUAUGGCAGCCAUGCAUUUUCCUUAGAGUGAAUGUACAAUCAAACAAGGCCCAUAAUUCGUUUUAGUAUAUACUAAAACAGUGGAUAGUGUUUUUCGCGCGCUCUGAUUGGCUACUCAAUCAGUGAAUAUCCUGCACUUUUCACUGAUUCACCUCCAGUUCCUCCGAGCGAGCGACGCCAAACUCGCGUAGGUUGCGAGCAAAAUGCUUUCCCGGUUUGCUGCCGUAACAAACUAAGAAAUUUCACAACUAAUCAAGCAAGCUAUUUCCGUUCGCGCGCCAAAAUUGUAAUCGUUGGCAACAGUAAAUGAGUUAAAAAUCAUCAUUUUGUGCUCAAUUAUCUCACUGUUUUAGUAUAUACUAAAACAAUUAUUCACCUCAGUGUCGGUGGCUAGUAUUGGAUCUUUACCUCGCCGCUUCGCGGCCUCGGUAAAUUUCCAAUACUAGCCACCUCCACUUCGGUGAAUAAUUGUUAUAUAUAUUUCUUGUAGGCUAUUUUCUGUUUUAGAAGACGUGUUUGAUGAAUUAGAAAAUACGUAGAACGUGGCCUGGUUUUUUAAGUUUCAGUACUGAAAAACAACAGUCUUGUUCUAAAACAAUUCACGAUCACAACAUCACUAGCAAUAUUUCCAAGCUCAAAUCGCCAGAAUAGUAGCAUUUACGGGCUGCAAGAGAUUUCAGGUCAGUACGUAAGUAGCCUAGAAAAAACAGCCGACAUUUCGCGACGCCAUCGCUGGUUUCCCCACAAAAUGACGUCUGAGAAACGAGUGCAGAAAUUUCAUACUGAUGUUUCUGAUUGGUUGAAGCAAAUUUCCUACGCGGCACGACCAAUCAGAAGCAUCACCCAGAACUGGGUAGUGACACGUCAUCAGUAUGGGAUUUCUGCACUCGUUUCUCAGACGUCAUUUCGCGUGAAAACCAGCGAUGGCGUCGAGAAAGGUCGGCUGUAGGUAAGUAAUACAGACGUACGACUCCUAUUGCUCAUGCUACAGAGAACUCUACAAAUGCAACAGUAGCUACAAUGUUAGCUAAUCACAGGUGUAUCCUUUGAUAUACAUGCACUGAAAUUCUGAUAAGGCUCCAGCCAAGUAGUUUUCGUGUGACGUGCGUGCGUCUUUCUAAUCUACCUUUAUCGUUUUUUUUUCCCCUAGGAAACUAUAGUAAAAUAUAACAUACCCCAUUGCGACGAUCCAUGCCCCCUGGACCAGUUUGUGAAAAUUGUGACAUCUCUUACAGUGCGUGAUGUCACUUCGUGGUGCCACGCAUGUAAAAAUACCAAAUUAUCGCAGUGUAAACCCUCAGGAGAAAAUGGUCAAAAGACCGUGUGCCCCGCUGUGAAAAAACCUAAAUUAUCUGGAACCGGUGGCUUUUUUCUCGGUGUGUUUGUCACGCUCCUAGUGGUGAUUUUUAUAACUGGAGUAUGGCACUUUUGGUUGCGGAGACGCUGUCUACCUGGAGGAAGUGGCAGGCGACCUAGGAUUGGACUAGCUGAUUUGGAAAAUGUCCCUUCUACUGGGGUUAUAUGA